Molecule: messenger RNA, 1119 nt
Organism: Lactuca saligna
Lineage: Eukaryota; Viridiplantae; Streptophyta; Magnoliopsida; Asterales; Asteraceae
Source: the annotation of a GenBank genome assembly
AUGGACCCAGUCUUAUUGAGCCCACUCUCCUCGUAUUGUCCACGCCCAAUAUUCCAAACACACAUCAGCAAGACUCUCGCUUGGAUUUUGAAAUCGGUGAUUCUAUGGGUAAAAGAAGGAAAAUCGAGAGAGCUUUUGCUUCGUCAAUCACUCCUCGAAGAAUUUUCGAUCCCCCUUUACUUGAUCGGCAGCUGCCAGCCUCUGCUGGCUGCUGCUAUUCCAGUCAUGUCGUUAUCAAGCUCUUCGAUCCAUUCAUUGGAUUUAAACAAAACCAUCUCGAAUUCUGACCUCUCAGGCUGUAACUCUUCCUCCGAUGAUUAUUCCUCAACCAAUGAAAUUAACAGCACCAUUAGAAUUGGAAACGAAGUUGGAUUUCAAAUCGACAGAGACGACGAUCUCGUACGAAGAGGAAUCGCGGGUGAUGGAAACCAACGGUCAUCCAAUGAAUAUUAUGACCUUAAACAUCAGGGGGAUUGGGGAAUCGCACAAAGUAGAUUGGUUAAUCUCAGUCAAUCACUCAAAGUUGGUUUCCGUUUCAAACCCAAUUCAAAAGGUAUCUACACUGUGAACAGUCUACGGCGGAUGGUGGACUUGAAAAUCAACCAAUACAAAGGACCUUUGAUUUGCUGGUCAAAAAGCCUACCUUUACAAGUCAAAUGCUUUAUAUGGAGGGCUGCUAUGGAAAGAAUUCCAGUAGCUGAUGCAUUAGCUCAGAGGGGUAUAAUGGUCCAAAACACGACUUGUUCAUUGUAUGGUACCUGUGAUGAAUCCACUAACCAUUUACUGAUUGGCUGUGAAUUCUCAAAUACAAUUCGCGAUUGGAUUUUCCGGUGGUGUGGGAUUCAAUAUAGGCCAUUUGGGAAUGUAAGAGACCUCAUUGAUUUUGCUGAAACAUGGGGGAAUUAUCCCAAGAAAAGGCAUCUGUUGAGCAUGAUAGUAUACUCUACCAUUUGGAGCAUAUGGCUGACCAGGAAUGAUAUAAUUUUUAAAAAGAUUGGAGUAAACCCUACCAAGACUACAGACUCCAUUAUAGCUCAAACUUUUGAAUGGAACAAACACAGGAGGAAUGGAAUGGAAAGUUGGAUGGAAUGGAGUUGCUAUCCAUUUUCCUUUUUUUAG